Molecule: messenger RNA, 3842 nt
Organism: Lolium rigidum
Lineage: Eukaryota; Viridiplantae; Streptophyta; Magnoliopsida; Poales; Poaceae
Exons: 5
Coding region: 1-3594 (1197 amino acids)
Biological process (GO): mitotic sister chromatid segregation
Cellular component (GO): nucleus; condensin complex
Source: RefSeq, a predicted model, not a curated record
AUGCCGCCCGCGCGCCGCCGCCGCCGAACCGCCCCCGCCGCCGGAGACGACGAGUCCGCCCCCUCCUCCGCCGCCGACCUCCUCGCGCUCGCCAUCACCCUCCUCCCCUCCCCCACCUCCUCCGCCGCCGCAUCUCUCAAAACCCCUCCCCACCUCAAGCACACGGUCCACUCCCUCCCGGACGCCCACCCGGUCCUCCUCGCCCUCCCGCAAACCCUAGCCCACGCCAUCUCCCACGACCCAUCCCCCUCCGCCCCCACCUCCCCGCGCGCCGCCGCGGCCGCCCUCCUCCUCCACCUCCUCCUCACCCACCCCACCCACGCACCCCGCUGGGACGACCUCCUCCGCCCGCUAGCCCUGCUCCACGACCGCCUCACGCUCCUCGCCACCUCCAACCCGCCCCUCGCCGCGCUCGCCGCCGUCUGCUUCGAGCUCGCCUGGCGCGGGGCGGCGCCGGGCCGCGACGCGCUCGUCGCGCAAACCUUACCCUACCUCUUCUCCCACGCGCUCACCUCGGGCUCCAACGCCAACGCCCGGCCGCUCCUCCGCCGCCUCUUCGCGCUCCGCGAGGCCCUCCCGCUGCUCGACUACGCCGACGACAGCAUCUCCGACUUCAAGAUGCUCCUGCUGCGCUGCUUCGUGUCCCCGCACUUCCUCAAGGCCGAGGAGGGGCGGAAGCUGCUCGCGCUCCUGCUCGGGGUCAGCGAGGGGCUGGCUACCGAGGGGCUCCAGCUCAUCAGGGCGCAGGUCGGGAUGAUGCGGGGGAGGCGGGCCGCGGUCGUCGCAUACGGGGAGGUGGUGUUCAGAGCAUGGAAGGACGGGGCGUGGGUUAGGGGCGAGAUUGGGGAGCAAUUUCUGCAGGGGAUGGUCGAGACUGCCGUGCAUGCCGCUAACAAGGAGGUGGCCAAGGCUACCAGGAGGAUACUCUGGGCCUUCGUGGAGCAGAAGGCGGUGCCUGGGGUUGAAAAGCUCGUGUUCAGGCUGUGCGAGCCUGUGGUCUUCCGAUCAUUGCAGGUUGCGAACUCUAAUGUUCGCCUUAAUGCUUUACAUCUUCUAUUAGAUGUAUUUCCCCUUGAAGACCCAGAUGUGACAAAGGAUGUCAAUGAUCCUCUGUUGGAGAAGCAGUUCUUCUUGCUAGACAAACUUCUCAUGGAUGACUGCCCAGAAAUACGUGCAGUUACAGUUGAAGGACUUUGCCGUAUUCUUAACCAGUUUUGGGAAGUUAUUCCAUCGCCAACUAUUUCAAAAAAUCUGAGUAAAAUUGUUGAUGAUAUGUCCAAAGAUUCUUGCAAUGAUGUCCGUCUAUCAACUCUCAAUGGCCUCAUAUACCUGCUUGACAAUCCACAAAGUCAUGACAUACUGAAAAUUCUACUUCCAAGAUUAAGCGAUAUGGUCUCUGAUCCUGCUUUAUCUGUCAGAGUUGCUGCUGUAGAUCUCCUUUUAGCUAUUCGUGAUCUUAGAUCUUUCCAGUACAACAAGGUUGUUGGUUUGGACACUUUAUUAUCUUCACUGGCAGACGACCAUCCUCGUGUUGCUCAGAAAAUCACAAAGCUUCUCAUUCCUUCUUACUUUCCAUCUAAGUUGUCUUUGAAAGAAGCAUGUGCUCGCUGCAUUGCACUCAUAAAGAGAUCGCCGGCGGCUGGGGCAAGGUUUUGUGAAUUCGCUCUGUCUGAAGGAUCAUCCUCACGAUCUCUUGUUGAGUUUAUUAAACUCGCUGUUACUCUGGCAUUGUCACCAUCAGGAUUGAAGUCAGAGCAGACUGACGGCCUUAUAAUUGCUUCGGCCAAACUAAUAAAAAGUUUAUCUGAUGAGGGCUCUAGUUUGGUUGGUUUGAGAGAAUGCUUUGCAAAUGCUAAGCUGAAGCUGCUCUUUAAAACUGCAGUUUCUGAUAAUGCCCAGGCUGCUCUUCUCAGUAUGGUUCCAGUAGUGUCACCUGAUGAUCUACGUGUGUUGCAUGCCGAAUGCAUGGAUACAGUUAUAAAUGCUGCUGUGAGUUCCGAGCAGGAAGAAUGUCAGGAAGCAUUGCUGGCAGCACAUAAGUUGGUCCAUCUGAGUGGCUGUUAUGAUGAAAUGUUUGAAGCACUGACUAAUAUUCUGCAAUCUAAAGCAUCUUGUUUUUCUGAGAUCUAUGGAUUAGAGCCUCCAUUGUGCCCUGUUGCAUCUUCAAAGAGGAAGAAAGGGAAGUCGCUUAAGAAAACACCAGCAAGGUCUGACGAUGUGGCUGGAAAUAAGUCAUCCACAUCAAUCUUGAAUAAUGAAGAACUUGCUGCUGUAGGGGGAGCAUCAUGGCAGAUAAAUGAAAUACUAAAAGCUGAAGAAAUGAGAGCUGCUUUUCUGCAAUCGUAUGCCGAAAUUGCAUUUUCUUCUCUGAAGGUCAUUUCUCAAGUGUACAUUGAGCAGUGCCUACAUUUUGAAUCUUUAGACCUCACGCCAGUGUUGGCUUAUUUGAGUUUGGCUACACAUAGCGCUCUUCAGGAUGUUGAUCAAACAGAUAUUGGCUGCUCUGAGUCGACAACUGUCAAUCAGUCACUGGAUCAUCUGCUGAAAUGUUAUGACAAAUUUGCAAAUGGAUCUUCCACCAGCUCAACAACAGCGUUGAACAAGAAUGAGAAAUCUGCACAACAUGAACAUCCGCAGCAUGGCACCCUUGGAGAAAAUUCAGUGAAAGGCACUAUAAAUGUGAUUAUGCUUGGCACUUCAAUUCUUAAGUUCAUUGUCGACACAACAACCAUCAAGCUGGUGCAUGAUAGUAAAGUAAGAUGUGUCAGAUUUGCAUCAUCUUACACAAAAUAUGCAGUUUCAGCCAUGAAAGGGCAUCAUGAGAGCUCAUCUUUCAAUGGGGACGAUCUAAAAGACAUACUGAUCCUUACGAGAAGCUCCUUCACAUACGCAGCCAAACUGCUUCAUUUGGUGCUGGCAGGCUCAACCGAGUCAUCAAGUCCAAGUCCCCUGGAGGAGGCCUUUCUCCUUGCCAAUAAUCUUCUAGAUCUUGUACCUGCUGUUGAAUCCUUUGCAGGCCCGAGAUUUGCGACCCCAUUAGUUUCUGUUGUAAAACAGUGGCUACCAGUCCUGAUACUGGGUCUUGGAUGCCGCUGGUUAAUCGGGGCAGAGAAUGAGAUGGCUAACAUGUGGAACUUGGGUGACUCUGACUUGCCUCUGUGGGUUGUUGCCCUGGCCAAGAGUGAGCUGCUUGACGCUGAAGAAGCUAGAGAGGAUGAUCAGAGCGAGCAGGGCAGCGAACAUGAGGAUUCGCCGUCAUCCAGAAAGCUAGCAGAAAUUAUGGUGAUCCUGCUGAAGAAAGGAAGCCCAAGAAUCCUGGAUUCUGUGGGUGGCAUUUUGGUCUCUGCAAUUCAGUUGGGACUGCAGAGAGCGCAGCACGGUGUCGUCUUAGGCUUGACGCGCUUCAUUUGUGCCAGGCUGCUUGGGAGCGACUCUUCAGCCUCUGAGAAGCUGCAGCUCACUUGUGACUCUCUGCGCGAGAAUUUCUUUGAGAUCGACAGGCAUUGCAGGGACAACCUUGUUGAUGAUGAAGGUCCAAGGCAGCAACUGGAGAGCGCAAAAGUAUUGAUACAGUCAGUCCUCUCCGACCUAUGAUGCAUACAUUCUGGUGAGCUUGACUGAUGCUGUGGGGAGUUAGUUGACCUGGCAACUGUGUAGAUAUAUGGCAAUUGGUUUCUUGAUUCCGGAGCCAAUCCUUUCACUCAAGUGCAGUUUGGAAGAGCGCUAUGGAAUGAGUUGUAAACAGAGCAUUUUGUAAUAGUGCCCUAUGUACCUUUGUUGCAACUGUGCAUGGACGUCUACGUGUAACAGAAAUCGUUAAUUGCACAAAUUUGAAAUCCAAU